AUGACCGGGGCGGGGCAGCGGCGGCCGGUGAGCAAGCUCUCGCUCCUCGCGGGCCUCGCCGAGUCCUUCUCGUCCGUGCCGGCCGCCGCUGACAGCUUCUUGCGCUCGCCCACGGCGAGGAGCUUCGGGUACGAGGGUGCCGUCGGUCUGGGGAUCGUCGCCGCCAUGAGCGACGGCGGGCAGGACCAUUCCCAUGGCGGCGCCGCCGCCAUCGCGAUGACCCCCAGGUCGGCGCUGCCGCGGCGGUCGGAGCCGAUCCCGAUUUUCUCUGCCCGCUCGGGGGCCAUCGGAAUUCCGCGGAGGGACCAGAGGAUCGAGGAGGAGGAAGACGAGCAGGAGAGGGAGAUGAUGUCGGAGAGCUACACCUGCGUGAUCUCUCACGUCGAGGGGUCCACCGUGCGCAAGAGGGUCUACUUGGACGACGGCGGCGGCGAUCUCUGGGGCUGCUGCCCGGGGGUGUUCUUCGACUCUCCGCCGGCGGCCCUCCCCCCGGCGGCCGAGGACUUCCUCAGCCGCUGUUUCCGCUGCCGCAGGGCACUCCACGGCAUCGACAUCUUCAUCUACAGGUAGAACCCACAGCUUCCUCCCCCGUGAAUCGUACGCUUCCUCCUGUCGUCGAUCUUUCUCCGCCAGUAUCUGCGAAUCUUCUACUCUUCCUCGUGGUUUUCCAUACAAAACAUACAUGGUAAAAAAAUCGCGAGACUCAUCCCGAAGAGCAUCGAUCAUCCGACGGAUUCCUCCGUCCCUGCGCAGACAGAUUAAAGAGCCAUCAUUCCACCUUUUUUUAUUAAAAAAAAAUCUGGCCGGGGUCCCAUAUGCAUCCACCCAUCAAAUACUGUUUGCUAUUCGACGCAAAGCAUCUGCGACGAAGAGCUUGUGUUCUGAUUCCCUGGUGCAAUUUUUUCUGUCCUUUCUGAGCCUGUGAACUCCCGUUGAGGUUUUUAGCCGCUCUUCUUUUUCACUGAGCCGCGAUAUAUAGUACAUAUUGCCGUCUGGUCGGGUAAAGUUGAUGAUUUGUGGGUUCCACCCUCCGCCCUUCAUGAAACCCGCGGCAGCGGCGGCGGCGGCGAGGGUAGAAGGCGUCGGGCACGUGGAGGAGCUCACGAGUGUCUUCCUUGCUUGGAACAGGGGCGACAAGGCCUUCUGCAGCGCCGAGUGCAGAAGCCGGCAGAUAGCCAGCGAGGAGCAAGGGCGUAGUAAGUACCCGCUGGAUGCGCCGGCGGCCCUCGACUGCUCCCCCUCCCCCUGCUCCGCCCCGCUGCUCUUCCCCGCCGGCGUCGCCGCCGCGUAG
This is a messenger RNA of Spirodela intermedia, 1291 nucleotides long. The record is from the annotation of a GenBank genome assembly. NCBI's taxonomy places the organism in Eukaryota, Viridiplantae, Streptophyta, Magnoliopsida, Alismatales, Araceae.